AACAGUUUUUCUGCUAUAUAUCAGUUCUUGCUUUUUCUUACACUUCUCUGAUACAGCACCAAAGCUUGAUGAGGAUCAAGACAGAGAUAUUGAUGAGCCCUAUUAGGGUUAGUCUUAGUUUCACGUUCCUCCUUUUCACCACAGCAAGUGGUCAACCACCGAUUUACAUGUACAAUUUUUGUGAGAACUCAACUCUCGUUAGCUCUUCAUACAGAAGCAACGUUGAAAGCCUUCUCUCAUGGGUAACCACAGACUCAUUCAAAAGCGAUGGAUACAACUUCACCACCGUAAAUAGCAACAGCCACAACAAUGAUGAUGAUGUCUAUGGGUUGUACAGCUGCAGAUACGACAUGACAGGGUAUUUUUGCCAGUUCUGCAUCACCACUGCUGCCAGUGAACUCUCUCGGAGGUGUCCCAACGCUGUAAGAGCUAUCAUAUGGUAUGAUAUAUGCAUCAUCCGUUACUCAAACCAAAGUUUCAAUGCCAAAGUUAGUUUAACCCCAACAUGGAAUAUUACAGGACCCAGAAUAAUCAAGGAUUCAUCCGAAUCUAGGAAAGCUGUGGAUUCUAUGAAUGAUUUGAUAUGGAAAGCAACGGUAGAGACGAAGAAGUUUUGGGCAGUGGAAGAGUUUGAUUGGGUUGAGAAUGAAAAAAGAUAUGGUUGGGUGCAGUGUGAUAGGGAUAUUAAAAAUGAUGAAUGUGGUGAUUGUCUGCAUGCAUUGUUAGAUAUAUUUCCAGACUGUUGUUCAACACAUGCACAGUGGGCAAUUUUUGGUCCAAGUUGUGGCAUCAGGAUGGAUGAUGAGAAGUUCUACCAGACUUCAGGCAAUGGAGGUUCUACUAAGUCAAGAAAGUUGAUCAUUUCCUUUAGUGUGUUGGGGUCUGUAGUUCUACUAUGCUUCAGUGUCUACUGUUUCUGGUACAGGAAAAGAGUAAGAAGAGAUAAGAUGAUGUUUGAUGAGGAAAAAUUGAAUGGAGAUCUGCCUAUAAUCCCAUUAAUCGCAGUUCUGCAUAGUACUAAUAACUUUUCAGAAGAAUCUAAAUUAGGGGAAGGUGGAUUUGGCCCUGUAUACAAGGGAAUUCUACCAGAUGGAAGGCAAAUUGCAGUGAAAAGGCUCUCAAAAUUUUCUGGUCAGGGCUCACAGGAGUUCAAGAAUGAAGUAAUGUUUAUAGCCAAAUUGCAACAUCGUAACCUCGUGAGACUUUUGGGAUGCUGCUUAGAGGAAAAUGAGAAUAUACUUGUAUAUGAGUAUAUGUGUAAUGCAAGCCUUGAUUCUCAUCUCUUUGGUGGCAUAGAGAAGAGAAAGCAACUUGAUUGGAAACUAAGAUUAAGCAUUAUCAAUGGAAUAGCAAAAGGUAUUUUAUAUCUUCAUGAAGACUCUCGACUCAAAGUAAUUCACAGAGAUCUCAAAGGUAGUAAUGUUCUAUUAGACCAUGAGAUGAAUCCCAAAAUAUCAGAUUUUGGAUUGGCCAGGGCCUUUGAAAUAGGACAGAACCAAGCAAAUACAAAACGAGUAGUGGGCACCUAUGGAUACAUGGCUCCAGAGUAUGCCAUGGAAGGAUUAUUUUCCGUGAAAUCUGAUGUUUUCAGCUUUGGAGUUAUUGUCCUAGAAAUCAUUUGUGGAAGAAAGAACAGUGGAUUCCAUCGAUCAGAACAUGGCCAAAGUCUUCUUUUAUAUGCUUGGAACAUAUGGUGUGAAGGAAGAUGUUUGGAAUUGAUGGAUCCAGCACUGAUAAAAUCCUUCAUAGCCAGUGAGGUUGUGAAGUGCAUACACGUUGGUUUGCUUUGUGUUCAACAAGAUGCAGCAGAUAGACCAACCAUGUCAACGGUUGUUCUGAUGCUAGGAAGUGACACAAUGACCCUUCCAAAACCCAAUCACCCUGCAUAUUCUGUUGGAAGAUUGACCUCUAAUGAUGCAUCAACUUCAAGAAGUUCCAAGAAUCUCUCUAUUAAUGAUGUAACAUUCUCAACCGUUUUAGCAAGAUAAUAGGGAAUAUUUUCCGUUAGUCAGGAGUAUGUAUUCAUUGUAUUUAAGACCAGAGCACUUAUCUUGAUGUUUUUAA
Messenger RNA from Vigna unguiculata (cowpea), 2064 nucleotides. RefSeq names its product cysteine-rich receptor-like protein kinase 10. Lineage: Eukaryota; Viridiplantae; Streptophyta; Magnoliopsida; Fabales; Fabaceae. Gene Ontology annotation, cellular component: plasma membrane. Gene Ontology annotation, biological process: protein phosphorylation. The record is from RefSeq and is a predicted model, not a curated record. Gene Ontology annotation, molecular function: ATP binding; protein serine/threonine kinase activity.